UGCGCUGAAAGCCACCUGGAAGCAGCAAGCAGUAGCCUACUAGUUUUAUGCCUUCAGUUCAAAUGGAAAUCUUAUACAAUAUUACAGUUAGUCGAUGUAAAACGGUGAUUGUACAUUAACAGCCAACCAUGGUGACGCUGGAGAGCUAUAUACAGGAGAACGUGCGAUCAGAGAUGGAGCGGAAUGUCAUUCACACUCAGACAGCCACCAUGCUGGAGAUCGGAACCAAUCUUCUAAGCCAAUCAGCAGAAAACACACGCAAACUGACAGAUGUAGAGACCCAGGUGCUGAACCAAACCAGUCGUCUGGAGAUCCAGCUGCUGGAAUACUCUCUGAGCACCAACCGGCUGGAGAAGCAGCUCUUAGAGCAAACCCAGGAGGUCUCCCGCCUCAAUGACAAAAACAGCUAUCUGGAACAGCGUUUUGCUGCCAUGGAGGCCAGGCACAGCAGAGAGCUUCAGGCCAUCCAGCAGGAGAAACAGCAGCUGUUGGAGCUGCUGGACAGACAGAAUCACCUGGUCAACCUGCUGGAGGGAGAACUGGCCAGCUCCACUCAUAACAGCACACUUCUCCAACGACAGCAGGCCACACUCACUGACACAGUGCAGCAGCUACUGGCUAUGGUCACUCACUGUAAUGAUAUUUCCACUACAGUUGAAAAGGAGAUGUUGAAGUUUAGAGACUGUGCUGAGAUAUUCAAAUCUGGAGUUACAGAAAGUGGGAUAUACAACAUUCAUCUUCUUAACUCCACCCAGAAAACUAAGGUAUUCUGUGACAUGAAAACUAAAGGGGGAGGCUGGACUGUCUUUCAGCAUCGCUAUGAUGGAUCGGUCGAUUUUAACCGUGGCUGGAAUGAUUACAAACUGGGAUUUGGAGAUCCAUCAGGAGAACACUGGUUAGGAAAUGAUGCCAUCCACCUGCUUACAACAUCAAAAGAUUACACUCUCCAGGUCCACCUCAAAGACGCCGAGGGACAGCAGGCUUAUUCUCAGUAUGACCAUUUCUACAUUGAUGAAGAGGAUAAGAAAUACAGUCUCCAUGCAAGGGGUUUCAGUGGUACAGCUGGACGCACCAGUAGCCUUACCCACUCAGGAACCCUGUUCAGCACAAAGGAUCAGGACAAUGACCAGUGCAGCUGCAAGUGUGCUCAGAUGGCCACAGGAGGGUGGUGGUUUGAAGCUUGCGGUCCAUCCAAUCUCAAUGGGAUAUACUAUUCUGGAAGCUCCAAUGUGAUACGGUAUAACAGUAUAAAGUGGUACUACUGGAAAGGGCCGAGCUGGAUGGCGACAAUGACCACUAUGAUGAUACGGCCUGUGGACUUCUAAAAGCAGGAAGAGACUCUCACAAAUGGAUCAUUUGACUUUACUGACAGCCAAAUCAUCCAAACAAGCUGGUGACAUCAAUGAAAAUUAUGAACAACUUGAGCAUUGGACAGCUUGUGCCCAUGUCAUUGUAGCCAUUCAAUCUGUCUCCGUUUUGUUUGUUUAGUCUGGCGAAACAGACACAAAUUGCACCAUAAAUGUUUUAUCUCCCUGUAUAGCAAACUCUUCCAAUGUAAAAUGCAAUGAACUGGAAUGGCUGAUUUGUAGUUGAUGUUUGAGCCCAAUGUCUGUCUGGUAAAACACUAACCUAUCUUCCUCCUCCAUCCAGUGGAACAUCAGCUCUCCUGAGAUUUCUUCUCCCAUUCUAGUGCUUUUAAAGGGUUUAAGAGAGAAUACCUCCAUAAAAGCGCUCAAGACACUGAAACAGGUGUAUGUUUUAUAAGCAUACCUUUCAUUAUAAAUAUAUAUUUGUAAUAAAACAAGACAUCAAAUCAGACUUUGCUACAGAA
Onychostoma macrolepis is the source of this 1831-nucleotide messenger RNA. It is a transcript of the gene angpt2b, whose product is annotated as angiopoietin 2b. The record is from RefSeq and is a predicted model, not a curated record. The transcript has 9 exons. Gene Ontology annotation, biological process: Tie signaling pathway. Bases 129 to 1325 code for a protein of 398 amino acids. NCBI's taxonomy places the organism in Eukaryota, Metazoa, Chordata, Actinopteri, Cypriniformes, Cyprinidae. Gene Ontology annotation, molecular function: receptor tyrosine kinase binding.